Rhopilema esculentum is the source of this 1086-nucleotide messenger RNA. The record is from RefSeq and is a predicted model, not a curated record. NCBI's taxonomy places the organism in Eukaryota, Metazoa, Cnidaria, Scyphozoa, Rhizostomeae, Rhizostomatidae.
CUUUUAAAUCCUGGUUGCCCUGUGUUCUUGCUAUUAACAAGAUGGCGUUUGUUUUGUUGCGUGGCCUAAAAACUGAAUGGUUAAGGUUCUGCCUUAUAUUGUUGCUGGCUGAGACUCUGUUAGGAAAUAUCAAAGCACCAGUUUACCAGGAACAUGACUUCAUCUCAAAUGUACCAGAUUCCCCCCAUUUCGUUAUGUUUUUCGCACCAUGGUGUAGCCACUGUGAAAGACUUUCCCCUCUUUGGGAUAUUUUAGCAAAUCAUUUUGAAAUGAAAGGAGCCCCAGUUGUUGUAGCCAAGGUUGAUUGUACAACAGACACACAUCUCUGUGCACAAGAAAAUAUAAAAGCAUAUCCAACUCUUAAAUUUUUCAACAAUGGACAGAAGGCAACGUACAGAGGGAGCAGAGAUGUUUCAGAAUUUAUUGAAUUCAGUAAUAAACAAACAUUCAAUGAAGGGACUGUUCAAGAAUCAGCUGACGAGCUUGUAAUGGAGUUAGACACCUAUAGAUUUGAAAAAGAAAUCCAAGAGGGUUUAAAAAUAGUCAAUUUCUAUGCCCCAUGGUGUUCCCAUUGUAAAAAGCUUGCUCCAACAUGGCAACAGCUUAGUAAAGAGUUUCAGUACUCUCUUGAUGUCCGGAUACUAAAGGUUGACUGCGAGAAAGAAAAAUUGCUGUGUAAGAAGUAUGAAAUCACUGGCUUUCCCAGUAUCAUUGCUUUUUCAAAUGGACUUUGGAAAGGAAAGCAUGAAGGCGGUAGGGCUAUUGAGAACCUGAGAGAGUUUGUUGAAAAAAUGAUAAAGGACCACAAUACAGAGAUGAAAGGAGAAGAAGAAAAAACUCAUGAAAUUGAUGAGACAAAGGACCAGAGCCAUCAGUCCACUGAUGAAAACCUUCCCAGUGAUCAUAGUCACGUGAGUUUUUCUAUUGCUCGUUAUCCACUUACUUGAACGAAGUUCUGAAACAAUUCUCUCAAAUCAUUCAGCGUUCCAAAUUUACAUUUUCAAAGCUCAUAAUCAUUUCAAUAAACAGCUUUUGCGGGUUGAUGAAAAUUGCUACACAUAUUUAGAAUAUUUCUUGAGGAUUAUG